Puccinia triticina is the source of this 495-nucleotide messenger RNA. RefSeq lists its product as uncharacterized. The record is from RefSeq and is a predicted model, not a curated record. Bases 1 to 495 code for a protein of 164 amino acids. NCBI's taxonomy places the organism in Eukaryota, Fungi, Basidiomycota, Pucciniomycetes, Pucciniales, Pucciniaceae. The transcript has 4 exons.
AUGCCCUUGGCACCGCAAACGAAGACAACCGUUGGCCCAUUGCGCCCCAAGCAGCCAACGCAACCCUCACAACGGCCGCUGGUCGGCUUCCUGAUCCAUCUUAACGAUGAAACAAUCAUGCCAGACCCUUCCGAGGAACCCUCCCAACCGACACGCCAAACAACUAUUGAUUCAAUCCUGACCCUCGACACAACGCACCCUGCUCGGACGUUACAGUUCCCAAAACCAAGUCUUUAUUAUCUGCGACCCGCUCCCAACCACGACUCUGUGUUUACCUUCAAUGUCAACGGUCUCCACGUUACAAGGCGUCAGACCCUUAGCUUGCCUCGGCCCGCUGCUGGAGAAACUCAACCGCCCGUCCAAUCACGAGGCGUUAGACCCUGGGCUUGCCCCCGCCCGUUCCUCGACAAACCCAACCAGUCCAGCCACGAGUUACAACCAAUUGAAAACGCCUCGACCCUCAGCAAACCCUACACCCAGCCCGUAUCAACUUAG